AUGAGGACGGCCCUUGUCAAGAAGGUGCUUGGCUUGCGAGAUCCUCCCAAUCUACGCGAUAAAAGGGCACUGCCUCACGAGGCAGAUCCAACUGUUCGAGAAUGGUUAAGCGACGGCAUUCCCUCCGGACAGCAGGUUGGACAAUACUUUGUGAGGCUGUUGCCCUUCACGAAAUGGAUCCAACACUAUAACAUCCAAUGGUUUCUGGGAGAUUUGGUGGCAGGAAUAACGGUUGGGGCUGUUGUGGUACCCCAGAGUAUGGGAUACGCCAAGCUGGCGAAUCUUCCGGUACAAUAUGGGCUCUAUACUUCUUUCAUCGGCGUUGUUAUCUACUGGUUGUUUGCAACGUCCAAAGAUAUCACGAUAGGACCCGUAGCUACCAUAUCAACAGUCCUCGGCGGCAUUAUCGUCGAUGUUCAAAAGGUCCACCCCGAGAUACCAGCUCUGCACAUCGCUCUAUCAAUCACUAUACUUUGCGGAGGCAUCAUCGCAUUUAUGGGCCUAGCACGGCUAGGUUUUAUCAUCGACUUUAUCCCCGUUCCAGCAAUUACAGCUUUCAUGGUCGGCUCUGCUAUAAGUAUCUGCUCAGGACAAGUCAAGGGACUGCUGGGCCAGACAGGGAGCAUCGACACGAGCGCUCCAUCGUAUCGAAUAAUCAUCGACACGCUGAAGUAUCUUCCCACCGCGCAAGGAUACGAUGCUGCCAUGGGUCUUAUCGCCCUGGCGGCUUUAUACGCCCUCCGAUCAGGCUUCAACUAUGGUGCCGAGAAGAAACCAAGCUUUGCCAAGAUCUUCUUCUUCCUUGGCGCUUUGCGCACAGUGUUCAUCAUCGCUCUUUUCGCUCUUAUCAGUCUUGGCAUCAACCAGCAUCGCCGCGACAAUCCCGCCUUUGCUUUGGUUGGAAAUGUGCCCAAGGGCUUCGACCAAGCGGGCGUUCCCGUACUCAAAGGCGAUGUCAUCAAACUCAUCGUCUCCCAAUUACCCGCCUGUGUGAUCUGUCUCCUCAUCGAGCACAUUGCCGUGGCGAAAACAUUCGGCCGUGUCAAUAACUACACGAUCGACCCCUCGCAAGAGCUUAUCGCCAUCGGCAUCACCAACCUCCUCGGUCCUUUCCUCGGUGCCUUCCCAGCGACAGGUGCUUUCUCCCGCUCAGCCAUUCAAUCCAAAUCGGGCGCACGCUCCCCUUUCACCGGCAUUAUAACCGCCAUCGUCGUCCUAAUCGCCAUGUACACUCUGACCUCUGGCCUCUACUAUAUCCCCAAAGCAACCCUAUCAGCCGUGAUCAUCCACGCAGUGGGAGACCUGAUCGUCCCACCCAACACGAUCUACCAAUUCUGGCUGAUCGCACCCCUGAGACGCCGUCAUCUUCGCCUCCCAAACAGCAUCUACGCAACCGUCUGCAUCUCCGUCGCAGUCCUAUUAUUCCGACACGCAAGAGCACCAGGCCAAUUCCUCGGGCAAGCCUGGGUAAACAACGAAAACAACCAAAUCCCUCUCUACCUACCCAUGGACGAACCAAAGCCCGACCCAUCCAUCAAAAUCGAAAGACCGCGCCCAGGCGUCUUCGUCUACCGCUUCGCCGAAGGCUUCAACUACCCCAACGCAAACCACUACUUCGAUACCCUCGUGCAAACAAUUUACAAACACACCCGCGGGACGAACGCAGAGAUAUAUGCGAAAAAGGGCGAUCGUCCCUGGAAUGAGCCGGUCUCUUCCAGUACGGAUGAUUCGCAUUUGCCGAUACUCCGAGCUGUCAUUCUUGAUUUCUCGGCUGUCAAUAAUGUCGAUGUAACAUGUAUCCAGAGUUUGAUGGAUAUACGCACCCAGCUGGAUCGUCGGUCUACGCCUGUUGCUGUGCAGUGGCAUUUUGCCAGUAUCAAGAAUCGGUGGACGAAGCGUGCGCUUAAUGCGGCAGGCUUUGGCUGUGCGCCAUUACAUGAUGCGAGUGAGAAGACUCCUGACAAGGAAGGAUCUUCCGAUGGGUCCUCGGAUAUAGAGAAGGGGAUGGAAAUGUCUGUAUCAGCUCAAGCGGCGGAUACCUCAAUGUUCGAGAGUUCAGCUCGGCCGUUUUUCCAUACUGAUUUGACGACCGCGUUGCGAAGUGUGGAUUUAUAUUUAGCCAUGGAUCCUUCAGUUUGA
Penicillium mononematosum is the source of this 2139-nucleotide messenger RNA. Its product is annotated as SLC26/SulP family anion transporter. Gene Ontology annotation, cellular component: membrane. The record is from RefSeq and is a predicted model, not a curated record. The transcript has 4 exons. Gene Ontology annotation, biological process: transmembrane transport. Lineage: Eukaryota; Fungi; Ascomycota; Eurotiomycetes; Eurotiales; Aspergillaceae. The coding region runs from base 1 to 2139 and encodes 712 amino acids. Gene Ontology annotation, molecular function: secondary active sulfate transmembrane transporter activity.